Messenger RNA from Penicillium samsonianum, 990 nucleotides. Its product is annotated as aromatic alcohol reductase. Bases 1 to 990 code for a protein of 329 amino acids. Lineage: Eukaryota; Fungi; Ascomycota; Eurotiomycetes; Eurotiales; Aspergillaceae. The transcript has 4 exons. The record is from RefSeq and is a predicted model, not a curated record. Gene Ontology annotation, molecular function: oxidoreductase activity.
AUGACCACCACGAACGUCCUUAUUGUUGGCGCCGCAGGGCAGACAGGAGCAUCCAUUACGAACAGUCUUUUGGAAUUCCCGACUGAGUUUGAAAUCACCGCCCUAUUGCGCCCGGCGUCAGCAGAUAAACCAGAGAAUGUCGCGCUGAAAGAGCGCGGGGUUAAACUGGCCCCUGCUGACCUUCAGGGGCCACAGGAUGAACUUAUCAAGCUCCUUUCUGGGAUUGACGUGGUCAUCUCCGCCAUCGGGCCGACAGCUCAACUGGACCAGAUUCCACUUGCGACCGCUGCAAAAGCAGCUGGUGUGAAGCGAUUUAUCCCCUGCGGAUUUAUUACGGUUGCACCACCGAAGGGGGUUAUGUGGCUGCGCGACCAGAAAGAGGAUGUCUAUAAUCACAUCCGCGAGCUAUCCCUGCCGUACACGAUCAUAGAUGUUGGCUGGUGGUUUCAGGUUGCGGUCCCUCGUGUUCCAUCUGGCCGCGUAGACUACGCGGUGAUGAACCCUGACGCUAACGCAAUCAUCGGCGAUGGCGACCAGCUUAGCGGGCUCACGGACCUGCGAGAUGUCGGUCGUUAUGUCGCGAGAAUAAUCGUGGACCCUCGCACGCUGAACAAGAUGGUGUUUGCGUACAACGAGCUACUCACACAGGACAAGAUAUUCAAGCUGAUGGGGGAGCUGAGUGGGGAGAAAAUUGAAAGAACCUAUCUUCCCGCGGCCGAAAUACACUCACGAGUCGACACCGCUAGAAAGGCGAUGAAAGAAGGAUCCACAGAUGCGCUUGACAAAUUGAUGCUUUAUACGAGCGAAUACUGUCUGUCCUGGGGCCUGCGAGGAGACAAUACGCCAGAAUACGCAAAGUUUUUGGGAUAUGUGACUUCCAAGGAGCUCUAUCCAGACUUCAAUGGUGUGAGAUUUGAAGAUUACCUGAGGGAAGUGCUUGAGGGAAAGGCCAAGCGAGUUUAUCCAGACUUGAAGUUCCCAAAAUCAUAA